Molecule: messenger RNA, 939 nt
Organism: Penicillium chermesinum
Lineage: Eukaryota; Fungi; Ascomycota; Eurotiomycetes; Eurotiales; Aspergillaceae
Exons: 4
Coding region: 1-939 (312 amino acids)
Biological process (GO): lipid metabolic process
Molecular function (GO): phosphoric diester hydrolase activity
Source: RefSeq, a predicted model, not a curated record
AUGGCGGAAAGUCGCUCGGCAGCUCGUGCUGUAGAUACCUCUUAUUCGCACCCGGCCACGUCGAAAAGCUCACCCCGACUACCGGAUGUUAUCUCUCAUCGAGGCUAUAAGGCGAAGUACCCAGAGAAUACAUUAUGUGCAAUCGACAAAGCGGUUCAGGCAGGCACGAAUGCUCUAGAGCUUGAUCUGCAUCUCAGCAAGGACGGGGUCAUUGUCCUGUCACACGACCCCACUCUCAAACGUUGCUAUGGGAUCGAUAAAAAGGUGGCGGAGUGCGACUGGGACUAUCUCAAAACCCUUCGCACCAUAAAUGCCCCUCAUGAACCGAUGCCCCGCCUGUUGGACGUCCUGAGACUCGCGAAUGACCCGACGACCAUCAUGCGCCGCAUCGCAGAGGCGCUAGAAUCGGUCCCCGUCCUCAGUGGACCAGGCUGGCCUCAGCGAAUUGUACUCGGCUGCUGGUCGGCUCGUUACGUGGCGCCCAGAGCACAAUAUCUCCCCGAGUAUGAAUUGACCUUGAUUUGUGUGCACAUGGAUUAUGCACGCCAGUUUCUACAGAUUCCGAACGUCUCCUUCAACGCCAAUCAGUACAUUCUCCUGGGUCCGCUGGGACGGGGCUUUAUGGAGGAGGCCCUUGCGGCUCGACGCAAAGUGUAUCUGUGGACCGUGAAUGAGGUCAACCUCAUGCGAUGGGGCAUCCGCCACGGGGCCGCUGGCAUUAUUACUGAUUACCCGGCAUUGUACAAGCAGGUUCGCGAGGAAUGGGAGAAAGAGCAGAAGGAAGGCUCGCCCGAUCCACAGUUGGAACGUCUGACGCUGGGCCAGAGAGCCUACACGGUCCUGAUCAUGUUCUUUGCUCUGACAUUUGGCUGGAUGCUGAGACGAAAGCACCUGCCGCCCUUAGAUCGAGAGCACAUCGAGCUAGGCAAGACGGACUGA